Messenger RNA from Rosa rugosa (rugosa rose), 1987 nucleotides. RefSeq names its product WD40 repeat-containing protein HOS15-like. Gene Ontology annotation, biological process: regulation of transcription by RNA polymerase II. The coding region runs from base 163 to 1797 and encodes 544 amino acids. Gene Ontology annotation, cellular component: histone deacetylase complex. The record is from RefSeq and is a predicted model, not a curated record. Gene Ontology annotation, molecular function: transcription corepressor activity; protein binding. NCBI's taxonomy places the organism in Eukaryota, Viridiplantae, Streptophyta, Magnoliopsida, Rosales, Rosaceae. The transcript is spliced from 14 exons.
UACGCUCCUCUUUCUUAUUCACAGUUAACAGCGUCACACUUUUUUUCACAGUCCUAACCGCCGGAGUUAAAACUCCCCUCUCCAUUAACUCAACAACAAGUAAACGGCGGAUUCAGGCUCUAACUCCGUCACCGGAACCCUAGGUUUUCAACAUUGACGACGAUGAUCUCCAUCAACUCCACCGAAUUGAACUACCUGGUCUUCCGUUACCUCCAUGAAUCAGGCUACACACAUUCAGCUUAUGCUUUCGGAUUCGAGGCGGGGAUCAACAAGAGCACGGUUGAUGGUAACCUAGUUCCGCCUGGUGCACUUGUUACGUUUCUCCAGAAAGGCCUUCAGUUUCUUGAGCUGGAGGCGGACUUAGGCAAUGAUUUACAGAGUGAUGCGGAUAUGGAGGAUGACUUUUCGUUCCUGCAACCGUUGGAUUUUAUCACAAAAGAUGCGUAUCAAUUGCAGAAAAUUGUUAGGGAAAAGAAGGAUAGGAUGAAUGCUGCUAACAAUGAGUCCAAGCAGGAAAGCGAAAGGGAAGUAGAGGUGGAGAGAAAAGAAGAAGAGAUUCGAGACGAUAAGUCGGAGAAGCAUAGGGAGCAGGAGAUUGGUAAAGAGGAGGAGAAGUCGAAUCAGGAUCGAAGUGAGAUGGAGCCUGAAGAAAAUGGAACUGGUGGAGGGGUGGAGCCAAUGGAGACCUCCCCGAGCUCAACGGUCGUGCCUGUUGAAAUUCCUAGUAGUGAUGUCAUAGUUCUAGAAGGGCAUACCUCAGAGGUUUUUGCUUGUGCAUGGAGUCCAUCUGGUUCGCUUCUUGCAUCUGGUUCUGGGGAUUCAACAGCUCGAAUUUGGACCAUUGCCAGUGGAAGUUGUAGAUCUAGCAUUCAAAAUGAACCUGCACGUGUGUUAAAGCAUUUCAAAGGGAGAGCCAACGAGAAAAGCAAGGAUGUGACUACACUUGAUUGGAAUGAUGAUGGAACGUUACUAGCAACAGGUUCCUAUGAUGGGCAAGCAAGAAUAUGGGGUAGAGACGGAGAGUUAAUGACUACUUUGAUCAGACAUAAAGGGCCAAUCUUUUCUCUGAAGUGGAACAAAGAAGGUGAUUAUCUUCUGAGUGGAAGUGUGGAUAAAACUGCAAUUGUGUGGGACAUAAAGACUGGCGAAUGGAAACAACAGUUUGAAUUUCAUUCAGCUCCAACUCUGGAUGUUGAUUGGCGAGACAAUACUUCUUUUGCAACAUGCUCUACUGAUGGUACGAUACAUGUUUGCAAGGUUGGAGAGAACCAACCAAUUAAAACUUUCUUAGGCCAUCAGGGUGAAGUUAAUGCUAUUAAGUGGGAUCCGACCGGCUCAUUAUUGGCUUCUUGCUCUGAUGAUCAUACAGCAAAGAUAUGGAGUAUGAAGCAAGACAAAUAUUUGCAUGAUUUGAAGGAACAUGUAAAGGAGAUAUAUACCAUCCGGUGGAGUCCUACAGGACCUGGCUCACAUAAUCCAAAUCAACAAUUAGUGCUAGCAAGCGCUUCCUUUGAUUCACGCAUAAAACUAUGGGAUGUGGAACUAGGGACACUUAUCUACAGCUUAUAUGGCCACAGGGAUCCGGUAUACUCUGUUGCAUUCAGCCCUAAUGGUGAGUACUUGGCCAGUGGAUCUAUGGACAAAUGCAUGCACAUAUGGUCUGUGAAGGAAGGCAGAAUCGUAAAAACAUACACUGGAAAUGGUGGAAUAUUCGAAGUUUGUUGGAACAAAGACGGCGAUAAGAUAGCUGCUUGUUUCGCUAACAAUAAUGUAUGUGUUGUGGAUUUCCGAAUGUAGAACAUUUUCUUUCAAUUGGUGUAGGCAUGUAGCUUCCUAUUAUUAUAGAUGACAAUGAAAAGCUUUCUUGUUUCGUAUAUACUAUCCAAAUCAAGGUUUUGGGGACAAGUUGUGUAGUGCAUAGCUGCACCUUGCUGAGAGCCUGAGAGUAUGAAAGUUUAAUAUCCAAUUUUCCUAUAUUGCCAUUAGA